Halteromyces radiatus is the source of this 704-nucleotide messenger RNA. Its product is annotated as phosphatase inhibitor-domain-containing protein. NCBI's taxonomy places the organism in Eukaryota, Fungi, Mucoromycota, Mucoromycetes, Mucorales, Cunninghamellaceae. Gene Ontology annotation, molecular function: protein phosphatase 1 binding; protein serine/threonine phosphatase inhibitor activity. Bases 36 to 554 code for a protein of 172 amino acids. Gene Ontology annotation, cellular component: nucleus. The record is from RefSeq and is a predicted model, not a curated record. The transcript has 3 exons.
UUUUGUUUAUUUAUAUAUUUAAUCAACAUAUUCUCAUGACUUAUCCAGCAGGACUUACAGCAACCGGUACAAGGAUGCGAGAACAGUUGAACUCACCAUCUCACGGUUCACGCACACUUACAGUUGAAAAUACAGAAGAAGAACCAAGCAGCCGUGAAAAUACUCCUCAACCAGACGAUAGCAUUGGUGUACUUCGUUUACGAGGUGAUAUGACAGCAAGGAGACCUCCAGUAGUACGUUGGGAUGAUGAUGUUGUAGAUAAUGAACAUAUGGGAAAAAAGAAAUCUAAAAUUUGUUGUAUUUAUCAUAAACCGCGUGAAGUGGGUGAAUCUUCUGACUCAGACAGUAGCAGCAGCAAUAGUGAUAGUAGUAGUGGAGAGGAUGAUAGCGAUAGUGAUCAUCGAAACAACCCUAACCAUUCAAGACACUGUCACCGCCAUAGACAUGGACAGAAAAAGAAAAGGAAUCCAAGACAUGUCAGUCCGAAUGCAUAUGAACGACAGCCUGUAUAUAAAAAUCGACCUCAGCCUAGCAGCACAAGCAACAACAAUUAGUGUCAAUGUAGAACAAACUUAUUUUAUUCAGUAUAGUUUCGUUUACACAUUCCACAUAUGUAUAUCUGUCUUUCUAUUCUUCUAUUUAUCUUCAAUACAUUUUAUUAUUUUUCCACUCAUACUAUCAAAUUAGACGUAACGGGAUCAAUG